AUGGCGCUGAUACAGACCUCUCUCAUCUGGGUCGCCUACGCCGUCGCCGUGGGAAUCCUCUUUCUCAUCGCGUCCACAUUCGUCUAUGUCUACCAGAAGCCGCGGGAUCGCGCCGCUGCCGUUACCAUUGUCUGCAUCUUCACUACUCUUGCGCUGCUCGCAACCGUACUCCUCAUACCUGUCGACGUCGCUCUCGUCUCAUCCACCUCGAGAUCUAGCUUAGGCCGCAAGAAGGAUUGGGCGACACCGGAGAAGGUCGACAGCAUUGUCUACACUCUGCGCAUCGUCUACUACACGCUCUACUCGCUCGAUGCGCUUCUCUGCCUUCUCGUCAUUCCCUUUACCUACUUCUGGUACGAGGAAUACGAUGAGGACGCGGCUGAGCACGGCGAGCAGACGGCUGGCCAGCGCAUUGCUGGUGCUCUCAAGUGGACUCUCGGCUUCCUCAUCUUCGUAGUCGCAAUCUUCCUCGUUGGCUUCUUCGUGCCCUUUGCGAAGCAGGCCAAGGAUGACAAGCGUCUGGACCUCGACUACUUCAAGCACUUGCUGUCAGAGAACCAUGGCGAACGCGCUCUAUCCUUCGGCCUCGGCUUUCUCAUCACCGUCGGAACGGUCCUCUUCGUGCUCUACACCGGUGCUGGCAUGGCCCUCCUCCCCGUCGCCAUGAUCAAGUCCGCGCCCUCCGUCUCAGCCCCCACGCUUGCCGCAAACACCGCGUCCCAGCUGGAGAACAACCGCGAGCGCCAGAGACAGCUCGAAGGUCGCAACGAAGGCAGCGAGGGCGGACUGGACAGCAGGGACAGACGCGAAUUGGAAGCCCUCGUUCGCGAAGAGCGCACCCUCAUCCGCCGCGAGCGUCUCGCUGCCGAGUCAAGCGGCGAGGACCGCCAUUGGAUCGUCAAGGCCUGGAUCAAGACCGAAGCUUUCUUCCGCCCGCUCAAGCUCAUCGGCGGCCUCAUCCUGAUGGUCUUCGCCCUCGUCAUUUUCGCCAGCAUGCUCAUCACCGGCAUCGACAAGGCCAAGAACUCCAUCUGCGGCGCCCACUGCGGCUACAUCCUCGGCCACAUCAACAUCUUCCAGCCGCUCAACUACAUCCUCGUCAAGUCCGCCAAGGUAUUCCCUAUCGACUAUGUUAUGUUCCUCCUCCUCGUCCUUUUCUUCUUCUCCGCCUCUGUUGUCGGCAUUGCGACCGCUGGUAUUCGCUUCCUGUGGAUCACCAUCUUCAAGAUCCGCAAGGGCCACACUUCGCCCCAGGCACUCCUAAUGGCUACGGUCCUCCUCACACUCAUCACCCUCGCAAUCAACUACUCUGUCGCCAUGGUCGUCGCACCCCAAUACGCGACUUGGGGUCCGCAAACCUACUGCGACAUGAAGACCAACAGCCGAGACGAACAGCCCGAUUGCACCGAGCACAAGGACCUCAUCAAGGCCUGCAGCGAACUCGCUACCAACCCUGCCGCUCAGCAAGUCUGCACGCCUUCCGUCCUCAGCACCUUCAUUAACCGCGUCACCAUCAACUUCCCCUUCUUCGGCGUCGUCCUCUUCUGGGCUCAAUUCGCCUUCUUGGGUGUCUAUCUCAUCGUCUUCUUGACUACGCUGUUCAAGGCGCCUAGUCUCGACCAGGAACAGAUCGAUCGUGAUCUUGAGGAGGAAGAGGAGGAGGGUCUCUUGGCUAGCACUGGACGUAGGUUUGGUGCUGCGUGGAGUGAUGUUACGGGUCGUGCCAGAAAACCCGCGGGUUACGGUGCUACGGAUCGAGACGAGAGGAUUCACCCGACAGUCUCCUCUACCCUUCUUCUUCUCUCCUGCAACUCCCUCCUCUUCUUACCAGCACAUUUCGUCUUCCUGCCGAAUCACCAAGCUCAAGUCACCAUGGCCAAGCGCAAGCGUGCCUUAAAGUCUCCGCCUACCUACCAGCCGGCCAAGAAGGAACGCCUCAAGGAACUGCAGGAUCCGGCUGCCGCUCUGGAGAAAACUCUACCCGAUCAAGUUCAUUCAGCCCAGGAUGUUCCUCAGGAUGAUCCUCGCGGUCCAUGUGCUCGCGAUCUGAUCAGCAUCUCCAAUGCCGUCAACUCGCCAUUGCUUCGUCUUCCAGCUGAGAUUAGGAACAUGAUCUUCACCUACGUCUAUGAUGAGAUGGCUUACAAGGCUGACUACGCAUUUGGAUGCAUAGGCUUUGUGUCACGUCCUUAUCUAAAAGUCAAUCAUCUGGAUUAUGUGUGGAAACUCGAUAGCGUUUCUCUCGUCUGUCGCCAGUUGCACUCUGAGAUGGCUCUAUUACCCUAUGAGCUUGGUCUGCUCUACCUUUUGAACAUCCAGAAGCAGGGGAUCGACGGGCUCUGGGCGCUGGAGAGACUUCUUGGACGCUUGUCGUCUAGGCAGAUUGAUGCGACGGAUAACGUGUACUUCAGCCAAUGGUCAAUCGCAUUGAGAAAGCGAUGGCAUCGAACAAGGACUGCUGCAUACUGGGUCGCCAAGCUGGAGGAUCUCCGCACCUCUGCCGCCAAGAUGGACCAUACUCAACGUCUGAACUUCGAUAUCUCGUCUCUCGGACCAUCUGAUAGCUAG
Messenger RNA from Alternaria triticimaculans, 2568 nucleotides. RefSeq lists its product as uncharacterized. Gene Ontology annotation, biological process: protein localization to vacuole. Bases 1 to 2568 code for a protein of 855 amino acids. Gene Ontology annotation, cellular component: vacuolar membrane. The record is from RefSeq and is a predicted model, not a curated record. NCBI's taxonomy places the organism in Eukaryota, Fungi, Ascomycota, Dothideomycetes, Pleosporales, Pleosporaceae. The transcript has 4 exons.